Molecule: messenger RNA, 2322 nt
Organism: Orbicella faveolata
Lineage: Eukaryota; Metazoa; Cnidaria; Anthozoa; Scleractinia; Merulinidae
Product: GFP-like fluorescent chromoprotein cFP484
Biological process (GO): bioluminescence
Source: RefSeq, a predicted model, not a curated record
UCACAGCAACCUGUGACACACGCUAGAACGUCUGUGAGAUACGGACAUUGAAGAACGGGUAUUGUUUGCUGCUGUUUGCUUUAUUUUUGGCUGCCGACAGGCCAAAACGAAAUUAGGAUGUGUUCUCUCGUUCCUCGAGGACGCAAUAAGUUAUUAAGAGGAGUUAAUAAAAUUACUCGUUUACUGGCCGAUUUUGGGGUAGGACACUUGAAUGUGGCCUACAUGAACAAUUUUGCGAGAUCAAGUAAUGUCACUUUCAAAUGACGCAGCCAGUGGAACAAAAUUGAAACGAUUUCAAAGAUCCUGAAGAUGGUUUUGGAGGAGGAAAACAAUUCAGAAGGUUUAAAACAGCAUCCUGAGCGCUGAAGUCCCAUUCACCCUGGUGAUUUGAAAGAAAGCAGAUCGAGAACAAGUACUGUGUUAGUUUAAAAUCUUACUUGCGUCUACCAUCAUGAGUGUGAUUAAACCAGAAAUGAAGAUCAAGCUGCGUAUGGAUGGAGCUGUGAACGGGCACAAAUUCGUGAUUACAGGGGAAGGAAGAGGCCAGCCUUUCGAGGGAAAACAGACUAUGGACCUGACAGUCAUAGACGGCGGACCUCUGCCUUUCGCUUUCGAUAUCUUGACAACAGUAUUCGAUUACGGCAACAGGGUAUUCGUCAAAUACCCAAAAGACAUACCAGACUAUUUCAAGCAGUCGUUUCCUGAAGGGUAUUCCUGGGAACGAAGCAUGACUUACGAAGACGGGGGCAUUUGCCUCGCCACAAAUGACAUAAAAAUGAAGAAAGACGACGACAACCGUGACUGUUUCUUCUAUGAAAUUCGAUUUGAUGGAGUGAACUUUCCUGCCAAUAGUCCAGUUAUGCAGAAGAAGACCGUGAAAUGGGAGCCAUCCACGGAGAAAAUGUAUGUGCGUGAUGGAGUGGUGAAGGGUGAUGUUAACAUGGCUCUGUUGCUUGAAGGAGGUGGCCAUUACCGAUGUGACUUCAAAACUACUUACAAAGCUAAGAAGGUUGUCCAGUUGCCAGAUUAUCAUUUUGUGAAUCACCGAAUUGAGAUAACAUGGCAUGACAAGGAUUACGACAAUGUUAAGCUGUAUGAGCAUGCGGAAGCUCAUUCUGGACUGCCAAGGCAGGCCAAGUAAAGGCUUCACGAAAAGCCAAGACGACAACAAGCAGAAGAAAAGUUUUUUUCUUUUUUCUUUUUUUUUAAUUGAAAGCCGUUUAAUCGGAAUUAGUGUUUGAUACCAUCAAUUCGAGGAUUUCUUUUGGGAUUUGAUAAACAUUAGCUUUAAAGUCAAAUUAAGUUAAAGAUAAUUUCCAUUUUUUUGCGGGAUUACAAUUGUAGUCAAAUACAAGGAAGAAAACAAUAGUGAGAAUAAGCUUGUUGUCGAAACCAGGUUUGUAGAGUGUUCUUAUCAUAGACUACUAGCUUAACUGAAUACGUAUAAUCAGCAAUUGUGAGAAGAGCAUUUUGAAAAGAAGGCAUAUGGACAAUGAAUAACAGAGGAGAACUUUCUGAGAAGUGUAAUCCAGAGAAGAAAGAAAAGGUCUGGAAUCGAAAUAUUAAACAUAUCUUGCAAUUCAACUUGUGUUGGCUGUUUUACGACAAAGAGUACCUCACUGGGCUAGUUCCCCCAAAAGGCGCUGUACAAGCUCGGCAUCCUUUAACAUGAGAAUAGAACUGGCGUCGUCCAAGCCGAGUUUUGUGUACUUUUCUAGAUCAUAGAGUACUGGCUUGUGAGGAUUGCGGUAAAUAUAAUUAGUAAUUCAACUGUUUUCGUUCCCAUACUUUUCAGUUUCGUUUUUGUCUAAGUUUUAAAACGGAAAUAAGUCACUCGGUUAGUCAAGCAGUCACUCACCCCAGCCUUCUUUUCUUUAAAGUACACUCAUUUGGGUCUAAUUGAAUCAAUUGUUUUAUUCGAAGCAUUUCGAAAAAAAUUAGACUUGCUGGAGUUUUCUGUUCAAAAUCUCACUCAGGUUGUUGAAAGACCGAGUAGUAUAAAAGUCUGCGUCAAGCCAUCAGAAAAACCAUUGACCUGUACCGUCGCAAUUAUUUCCGUCUCUUUUUUCUUUUUGUCGGGAUCAUCGGAGCAUGAUAAGCGUUGUGACGCCGUGUUCGUCCCCGUUAACCACAAUAUUAGAAGUGUUCCUAAAUAAAUAUCAUUUUCGCGAUUACAGCGUCACAAAAAAAUGGCCAAAUUGAGAGCAGAAAAAAGCAACUUGUUACAUGAUGCGGUAAAAUUUAAAAAAGCCAAAUGAAAGAGCAAUGCUUCUUGUAAUGCGUCCAGUUAAAUUUUUCAAGCUACAGUUAAAUCAAUAAAUU